AGAGAAGCCAUGGCGAAAUAAUACCGUGAUUUGGUGACAGAAAAAAACGAACUGUAAAACAGACACUUAAUUAGGGUUCCGGGGAAGGAAAAGCUGGAGCGGCGGAGAGAAAGCUUCUCUGCGUGCCUUCUCUGAAUGGUUUGACGCUUGCCGAGCCUUAUCGGGCCCCUGAUAGCUGAGCGCUGCGAGCACUCGCGAGGGGUGCCGGAACCGCGCAUCUUCCGCGGUGCCGCUUUGGUUCUUUUCCAGGCUGGGAUGGCUCGUGUGCCGCUGGCUGGCGCGGCAGGCCGGCCCGGCGGUGGCAAAGCCUCCCGAAGAGGAGGCCCAGCUGGAGCUCCCAUGCCCCCGGCCCCCGCAGGUUUGGCCGGUCCCGUGCGUGGAGUUGGCGGACCGUCCCAACAGGUGAUGACCCCUCAGAGCCGAGGCACGGUUGCUGCUGCAGCAGCCGCUGCAACUGCCAGUAUAGCAGGAGCCCCAACUCAGUAUGCGCCAGGCCGCGGAGGCCCUCCCCCUCCUAUGGGAAGGGGCACUCCCCCUCCAGGAAUGAUGGGGCCCCCUCCUGGUAUGAGACCACCCAUGGGCCCUCCUAUGGGUAUGCCGCCAGGUCGUGGCUCACCAAUGGGGAUGCCGCCUCCUGGAAUGAGGCCGCCUCCUCCUGGCAUGAGAGGUCCCCCUCCUCCUGGCAUGCGCCCACCUAGGCCUUGAGGCACGUGCCGAGCCAAUGGGAUUCGUGUGUUGGAGUUGGAGGCUGAGCUUGCCAUCACAAGAUGGCAAGAACGGCAUUAGUUGUGUAUGUAUGCGCUCCGUUUUUUUUGAUGUCAUGUUGCCCUUUUCAAUAAAACUUUGCCAUUUC
Python bivittatus (Burmese python) is the source of this 853-nucleotide messenger RNA. NCBI's taxonomy places the organism in Eukaryota, Metazoa, Chordata, Lepidosauria, Squamata, Pythonidae. The record is from RefSeq and is a predicted model, not a curated record.